AUGCUAACGCGAGCUGCCUCUAAAAAGGCCAAAACAGAGUCUUCCAAGCUACGGCGUCGGCCGCGGACCUACAGCUUCUCACCAGGGCGGAAUGAGUCUAUCGGCAUUGAUCGAAGCGGACGUCAUGGCGAAACAGCUUUUCGAAGCCGCGCGGCUCAGGAUACCGAACAGGUGAUUGCUGCUGGAUGGAAUCGCACCCCGACUUUGCACCCCACGCGCAGGAAAAGUAGCAAAAGAAGAAGAGAGGAUCACGACCGCGAAGCAGAGAUCAAGGCUAUGAGUGUCUACAUGCCAAUCCGGUCUGGCCUCGGCUCCAAUGGGCGUUCCGGCUCAAAGAAGAGCACCAAGAGGGCCAAGACGGGCGGCCUGGGUCGUGAUUUCGAACCGGCUUCACAAAUAUCGCUGUCAUACCCCGACUCUGUCAGAUCAGGAAUGUCUCGGGAUUCGGAGUUUAUAUCGUACAAAAUAACGGCUUUGGAUUCGCUUGCCCCGCGGCCAACUUUGAGGUAUGCGUCGAGCGCGAAAUUGGCAACCCCCCGCGCGACUGUGUCUGUGACUGCGGAACCUAGGAAAAUGUCUCUUGGAGAGACGGUGGCGGCAGACCAAGAUCAUGCGAAUUCACGGAGGCGCAUCAAUGAGCUCGCCGAUGGCCUAGACGCAAAGGACCUGCGCGAACUGAUGGAAAGAGAUAACCGCCGGAGGGAAAGAAAACGCCUUCAGGAACAAGAAGGAAUGGAGCGGCGACUGGCAAGUAGGACAGAACGCCAGCGACGGGAACAGCUCGAGGCUAUAAAAUCCGUAACGCCCCUACCACAGAACCUGGAACGAGGUGUCAUGGGGCGGGAGUUGGCGGGCUUGAGCGCUGAGCCUGCGUCAACUGUUGUCACGUCUUCCAAAAGGAGGGCCCUAGCCAUGCCGCCCACUUCUUCUUGGGGAAGCAUGGAUCGCACGCAGCCAUUGGACCUGUUUCAUCGCCCAGAGACGUCGCCGCAGGAUGAGCAAGCUCCAUCUGACGUAGAACACGCGCAACCGAGAGUUGCCAACCCCGCAGAGCCCAACGAACCCCUCUUGGCUCUGCCUGAAGGGUCCGAACUUGACGGUCUCGCACGGUCGAAAAACUCAAGGUCCAAAUCCACCCUCGGCUCUGAUAAAAGCCGUCCGGCCGACGAAGAAUGCGGCAGGAAGAAUUCUGAAUCCAGCCACAAGAUAGGCAGCCGACUGUCGUUAUCCUCGUUGCUCAAGUGGGGGAGCAAGGGCAAGCGACAUUCCGGCCCGUCGUCCUUCUCAAACGCAUCACGAGAGGAGAUGCACGUCGGAGCAACACCCUCCAAACCGGCCCAGGCAGAGGCUCUGGCAAGAUUACAGGGCGAGGACAUGUCCAUCCCAACCAAUCAUCUGACUGGCAGGCCAGCAUCGUCAGUGCCAAAACGAACCAAAUCUAGAUUUCGGGAAGACUUGCCAGAAUUUCCCAUCUCACCACCAGAUUCGAGAGUGCAAUCGCCCGAGGACGACUUUCCUCUCCCCAGACUCCCCGAGAAGCCUCUGGAUGUGGACUUGCGACCGACGCCUCCAUCUCGACAUGAUACCCCACCCUGCACAGAGCGAUCCAAAGGAACACAAUCUGCCGAGCCGCACCUGUCCAUGUCGCUCGCAUCCAUCGACUCGGAAGGUUCCUGGCUCUCGGGGCGCGUCGGUAGCUCGAAGACGACAAUGAAGCAGGAGAGUUGCAUGCGAGCGAAUCGGCGCGAGUACGCUCAUCCAUCAGAUUCCCCGACAAGUCUCGCUCGGGAGGAGCUUGCCAUGACCGACGACGAGUACUCGUCACGCUUCAUGUUGGACAGAAACUCGGGUGUCUUGACGAGCGGGCGACGUUCAGGUGAAUACUGUCCGAGCAUUGACGAAGAGGAUAUCAGCACAGCAGAAAAGGCGAAAUGGGGACAGGUUGGCGCGAGGCCCGAGGUUGUUCAGUUUCACAAUCACGACAGAGACACCAUGCACAGCCGGCAGGGACUUGUGAACAUUGACUCAGAAGACGAGGAAGACGCAGAUAUGCUCGUGCCUAACUGCCUCACACUAAGAAAUAGUUGA
This is a messenger RNA of Ustilaginoidea virens, 2088 nucleotides long. RefSeq lists its product as uncharacterized. NCBI's taxonomy places the organism in Eukaryota, Fungi, Ascomycota, Sordariomycetes, Hypocreales, Clavicipitaceae. The transcript has a single exon. Bases 1 to 2088 code for a protein of 695 amino acids. The record is from RefSeq and is a predicted model, not a curated record.